Chrysemys picta bellii (western painted turtle) is the source of this 2713-nucleotide messenger RNA. Lineage: Eukaryota; Metazoa; Chordata; Testudines; Emydidae. The record is from RefSeq and is a predicted model, not a curated record.
UAUAAAACAAAUUCAGAUAUUAAUGAGUGGCAAUUGCAUGUUGCCUGUUUCUAAAAUAACCAUACAAAUGUGAAAAAAGAUGUAGGCAUGCAUAUUUUUAUUUUUAAAUAGAUGCUACUCACGUAACUCUCAGGGAUUUCUUUUUUUGUGUAUUGGCACACCAUGCUUUUUCGAAUGGGCGAAAAUUUACAGGGGUUAAACUCAAAAUAACUAUGAAAUCGAACUACUGAACUCCAACCCGUCAGUCAAUUCCAUCCGCCGCCGCUCCGCUUAAAGACCCUUAGUGCUUUAACUCUUGCAUUUUGUUUUUCUAUUUCUCCUUUUCUCCCCGCCCCUUCUCCCAAUUCCGACAUGGCUCUUCCCUUUCACUUUUCCUUCCACUCUUCUGGGAGUGUAGUUUAGUCCUGCCACUCCCAGAAAAAGUUAGGAACUGGAGCAACUCUUCCUCUCUAGCAUGGGGGAACGGGCAGGUCUUUUUAUAACCUGUCGAUGCUGCUCCUUCAGGUGGCCACUGAAGAGCAACGUGAGUCACAAAGCCCACCCUCAAACCAAGGAAUUGGGGUUUUCUUGUUUCUUUUUGGACACUCAUCACUAUUUUGAGCGGAGCGAAAAUGGUUUAUGAGUAGCUUAGUGUCUUUAACAAUAGCCGCACCUUUGUUGUGUUUGCAAGGCCCUGGGCUUAAGGAUUUUGAGCGCACCGCUUGCAGGGAACACUAGAGGGGCCACGCCACACUGGUACGUGCGCUGCAGGCAGAUGCCCAGUUGGUAGCGCGGUGGUUGAUUGAGGGGCUAUAGUCACACCGUACAGUGUGGGAACACAGGCCCUCGUUUAAAAAUAACACUCAAGGAGCGCGCUGCUGUCCUGCGCUGGGAAGAGGACAGCGCUCCCCGGGCACUAACGCAGUCCCUUCUAAGCACCAGCCGCCCGGGUGCCGGAGGCGCCGCGGGGUGGAGCUUCCCCUGGUCGCCUUUAUUUUGCAAUUCUCUGCCAAAAACCAAAGAGUGGUGGUCCAAAUACACACUAUUUCUGCAUAGAUGAUGAACUUGUAUACGAGAACUUCUACGCAGAUUUUGGACCUCUCAAUCUGGCAAUGGUUUACAGAUAUUGUUGCAAGCUAAAUAAGAAAUUAAAGUCAUUUACAUUGAUAAGGAAGAAAAUAAUUCAUUAUACUGGGUUUGAUCAGAAAAAACAAGCAAAUGCUGCAUUCCUCAUAGGCUCUUACGCAGUGUGCCUCAUGUGCCAGCCAGGCCUAACUCAAGCAGCCAGAGCUCUUCAAUGUUACAUGAUCUUAAAGAUAAAAAGCAAAGUUUUUGUUUUUAAACAAACUCCUUUAAGAUCCCAAAUCUAUAACAAAAUGCUUGGCACUAAUUAUGUACUUGGAGGGCAACCCUCCAUGGGUACCGCCCCAAGAACUGCUGUAAUUCAGGUCACCUUCUCCAGGACUCAUCUCUGUACUUUGUCUAUUUUCUCAUCUUCUUUCUUCAGGAUAAUAUACUUAAGAGAAUCACCCGAAGAUGUGUACAGGCUCUUAUUGGCUGGAAACGUAUCUUAUCUUCCUUUCAGGGAUGCUUCAUUUGGUACUUGCAGUUUUCAUCUAACAUUGCUUGACAGCUUUCAUGCAAUAAAUAAGGCUUUGCGAUAUGGCUUCCUGGAUUUCAGUGCUUUUGAUGUAAAUGAAUAUGAGCAUUAUGAGAAAGCAGAAAAUGGGGAUUUUAACUGGAUAAUACCAAACAAAUUCAUUGCCUUCAGUGGACCUCAUUCAAGAAGUAAAACUGAAAAUGGUUAUCCCCACCAUGCUCCUGAGGCCUAUUUCCCAUAUUUCAGAAGACACAAGGUUACUACCAUAAUACGUCUUAACAGAAAAAUGUAUGAUGCCAAACGAUUUGCAGAUGCUGGUUUUGAGCAUUAUGACCUCUUCUUUGCUGAUGGAAGCAUACCUAGUGAUACUAUAGUCAAAACAUUCCUAAAUAUUUGUGAAAAUGCUGAAGGUGUUAUAGCAGUUCAUUGCAAAGGUAUGUUAUGUGCACAGUUCAUAUUACAAGGUGGAGUUGAGAGUUGAUAGCAAAGCCUAUAGUUAAGUUUACCUGACACUUUGCAUCAUAAGCCCUUAUUUCCAAUUGAUUAUAAGUUAGCCAAGCUGUAACCAUUUUGGCUGAUAUUUUCCAUGCUUGUUCUCUGCUUCAGCUGAUUUUAUUGGUUUGUUUUGGCAAAUCUUUUCAGCUGCUUAUGAGAUUUGCAAGCCUAUUUUUCCCUGGUGUCAAUGUUAACACUUCUUUUUCCAACCAUCUCUUUGAAGAGCUUUAGCAUCUCCAUGCUUUUCAACAGAAACUAUAAAUUUGGCAGAGUGUUAGUCCUAAGUGCCAUGGAGAUAGCUGCUUUUAUUUUCUUUAGUAGCUAGCCAAAUCUGGCUAAAUGAUAAGACUUUUAAAAUAAACAUUUGCACAGAUUUAAUAAAGCUUUUUAGAGGUUUGCUGACAAAAUACCUGAACAUUGCAUUUGCACUGAACAUUCUCUGCUCUACGAAGCUCCUACAUAACAACUGCACUGAGCAUGUCCCCAGACCCUAUUCAGCCUUCUACAAGGUAGGCAUAGGGUAUGUCUACACUACGAAAUUAGGUCAAAUUUAUAGAAGCCGGUUUUAUACAGUCGAUUGUGUGUGUCCCCACAUAAAAUGAUCUAAGUGCAUGAAGUCGGCGGACCGCGUCCACAGUA